CGUUUUAGCCAGCUCUGUAUGGAGUGGAUCUUCUGGUGACUGGUUGGUUGCGUACCCGAGCCGGGGUGCGGGAGCGCAGCCACGCCGCGCCAGUCGGCCGCGCGCUCUCACCCCGCGGAGGACGCUCGCUGGCUACUUCAGGAAUACGCACCGUAGUGCCGUUAUAACAUGAGGGGUCUUCUCGUGUUGGCCCUCGUGGUCGCAGUCAUAUGCACAGCCGACGCAGAGCGGCACCGGCGGCGCCACCGGCGACUGCGCACCACCACCACGGAGCGUCCGGCGCCGCCCGACCUGGCGGCUCCCGUGCGCGAGGAUUCGGAGGCCGAGCAUCUUGAGCUUGGCAUGGCGGAGCGACUCGACGAGCGCCGCUUCCAGGAAGCUGAGAGAUCCCGCGUCAACGAGAUCAUGAACGAGGCUUCUUCUCACGAGGGAGGCGGCAGCGACAACGAAGUCAACCUGCUAGAUGACCCGUGCCUGCGCGUGCACUGCAGCGCCGGCCGCGUGUGUGAGAUCGACGAGCACGGCGACGCCGUCUGCAACUGCAUCAAGGAGUGCCCCUACGAGACCGACUCGCGCCGCAAGGUGUGCACGAACCACAACGAGACGUGGUCGUCGGACUGCGAGGUGUACCAGCAGCGCUGCCUGUGCCUGGACGGCUCCGAGCUGUGCCGCGGCCCGCAGUACCACCACGUGCAGAUCGAGUACUACGGCACCUGCCGCGAGAUGCCGGAAUGCAGUGAAAAUGAGAUGCUGGACUUCCCACGGCGCAUGCGCGACUGGCUGUUCAACAUCAUGCGCGACAUGGCGGAGCGGCGCGAGCUGACGCCGCACUACCUGAAGAUGGAGCGCGAGGCCGAGUCCAACCUCACGCGCCGCUGGACCAACGCCGCCAUCUGGAAGUGGUGCGACCUGGACGCGCACGACAAUGACAGAUUCGUGUCCCGGCACGAGCUGUUCCCGAUCCGAGCGCCGCUGAUGUCCCUGGAGCACUGCAUCGCGCCCUUCCUCGACCGCUGCGACGAGGACGACGACCACCGCAUCACUCUCGCAGAGUGGGGCAAGUGCCUGCAGCUCGACGAGUACGAGCUGGAGGACCGGUGCGACGAGUUCACCGAGGAGGCGCCGGUGGGCGUGUAGACGCCGUCCGCGACGCCCAGCGCUCGCGGGACUGCGCAGCCGCCGCGCACUCCACAGAGAUUCAUACUUUAGUUGACAUAAACUUAAUGUUACGUUACAUAAUUUACUUUAAAAUAAUUAAACUUUCAAGUAAAUCGGCUGUUCUGAGCCUUUGUAAAUACCAAUUACUGUGAUGAUGCUACCAAAAGUUUGAUAUUUUACAAUAAACUCCAGAAAAUUGUA
This is a messenger RNA of Helicoverpa zea (corn earworm), 1359 nucleotides long. RefSeq names its product SPARC (gene SPARC). The transcript has 9 exons. Gene Ontology annotation, biological process: anatomical structure development. The coding region runs from base 169 to 1137 and encodes 322 amino acids. Lineage: Eukaryota; Metazoa; Arthropoda; Insecta; Lepidoptera; Noctuidae. The record is from RefSeq and is a predicted model, not a curated record. Gene Ontology annotation, molecular function: protein binding; calcium ion binding; extracellular matrix binding.